Messenger RNA from Triplophysa rosa, 1021 nucleotides. It is a transcript of the gene tmem223, whose product is annotated as transmembrane protein 223. Gene Ontology annotation, cellular component: mitochondrion. The transcript is spliced from 2 exons. NCBI's taxonomy places the organism in Eukaryota, Metazoa, Chordata, Actinopteri, Cypriniformes, Nemacheilidae. Gene Ontology annotation, biological process: nervous system development. The coding region runs from base 156 to 932 and encodes 258 amino acids. The record is from RefSeq and is a predicted model, not a curated record.
AACCAAUAUGGCGACGUCCUUAUGUUGCACUAUUCUGUCAGCAUGUUAGAUGAUAUUUGAGUUAUAUACAAAAUGUUUGAUGUUUAAAGUUAAUCGCAGCAAACUGGCUGAUAACACCAUAAGGUACUAUUUUGAGAAUAAUUGCCAAUUAAAGCAUGGGUUCUCAGUGUUUGUUAUUUGGUGCAAGGUCCUGUCGAACAUUUAUUUCAACGUAUCGAAUAACAGGUAUUCAGUCUUCAAAAACGUUCGUAUCCACAUGGACACAGUUUGUUAUCAAUAGUGAUAUAGCACCUAUCUUGAGGCCACUACGUUGCCAUGUGCGCGUCAAUCCCAAAAAUUCCACUUCAGCCAGGAAUGCAUACACCUUCACCUCCACUGCUGUCGUAAAGGAUGUGAUCCUCUUCGAGCACGAUCGGACCCGCUUUUUCAGACUUUUGGCCAUAUUCUGUGGAGGCCAGUUUCUGUUCUGGGCAUAUCUGGCCCAUUUUGCUUUCACAGGUCUUCGAGACACGAGAAAAAACGGUGGUGAGCCUCCAAACGUCAGAACUGAGUUAGGAGGACUUUUCAGUUUUGACAUGAACCUUGGAUCAAACGCCUGGAGGUAUGGGUUCACACUUGGAUGCCUUUUUAUUGGUGGAGGAAUCCUGGGCGUGGCGACAUUGUUUAGCCGUCGUUCUGUCAGUCGUGUAAUUUUGCACAAGGGUGGUGGAAAGGUUACAGUGUCUACACAGUCACCUUUGGGACCUCUGAGAGCUCAUCAUUUAACUGUGCCUUUGAGUCAAGUGACAUGUCAUGCACAUAGGCAGGAAUCGCCUUCAUUUAUUCCUCUUAAAAUAAAAGGCUACAAGUACUACUUUCUUUUGGACAAAGAAGGGACACUGAACAAUCCUAAACUCUUUGACAUUACUGUGGGCGCAUACAGACCCUUGUGAUAAGCUAUCUGUGUGUAUUCCGUCUGUUAUCAACUGAACACGUGUGUAAUCACUUCAUAUGUGCUGUCAUUGAAUAAAAAAUAAUUAUU